GCUGGUGCUGCUGGUGCCGCUGGUCCUCCGCGGGGCCGCCCGGCUCGGGGCCGGCCCGGCCUGGGGCUGCCGGACAAAGUCAUCAUCCCUUUCCGACGGUGAUCCACUGAAGGAAAGGAGAGCCCAAAUCAUGGCUCGAGGACUUCCCAAACCGAAGCCAAUAAAAGGUGUUAAGCAAGUCAUACUGGUGGCUUCUGGAAAAGGGGGUGUUGGAAAGUCGACCACGGCAGUGAAUCUUGCCCUGGCGUUAACUGCAAAUGAUUCGUCAAAAACAGUUGGUUUGCUAGAUGCAGAUGUUUAUGGUCCUUCCAUUCCAAGGAUGAUGAAUUUGAGAGGCAACCCAGAAUUAUCAGAGAGCAAUUUAAUGAGACCUCUUUUGAACUAUGGCAUUGCAUGUAUGUCGAUGGGCUUCUUGGUUGAAGAGACUGCACCAGUCAUUUGGAGGGGGCUCAUGGUGAUGUCAGCAGUAGAGAAAUUGAUGAGGCAGGUGGACUGGGGUCACCUGGACUAUCUAGUCAUUGACAUGCCACCGGGAACAGGAGACGUGCAGUUGUCAAUCUCCCAAAACGUCCCAAUUUCAGGAGCUGUGAUCGUCUCGACGCCCCAGGACAUAGCUCUAAUGGAUGCCCAAAAAGGAGCUGAGAUGUUUCGGAAAGUCCACGUGCCCGUACUGGGCCUUGUCCAAAACAUGAGUGUUUUCCAGUGUCCCAAAUGUGAACACAAGACUCAUAUUUUUGGAGCUGAUGGGGCAAGGAAACUUGCAAAAAACUUGGGCCUUGAUGUUCUUGGAGACAUUCCAUUGCAUCUCUCCAUAAGGGAGACGUCAGAUUCAGGCCAGCCAAUUGUGCUUUCUCAGCCUCAGAGCGAAGAGGCCAAGGCUUAUCUGAGGAUCGCUUCGGAAGUGGUGAGGAGAUUGCCGCCUUCUGGGUGACCUCCCAAGGAUACGCCAGGAGAAUGGGUCAGGAAUGGCUCAUAAACUGACCUUUUUGAUGAUCAGCAGGCUACCCCGGCACUAAAGGACUGCCUCUCCAUCUGAUCAAAGCCACAAACCUCUGACCGGCCCAGCUCCCCUGUUUGAGAACUCAAGCCAAGCUCCCCUGUUCAUCUUUUAAACACUGCUCUUACAAUGAAAGGGAACAAAACAAGUCUUCAGCUUCUCAAUAUGUCGGUCAGCUGAAUAUCAACCAGAUAAUUAAAUAGCUCCGAAAGACUAGUCUGUAAAAGGGGGUGUCGUUUAAUGCAACAGCAGGGCCCUGAAAAGGAAAAAUAUGCUCAGAAUCUGCCCCACGUUUUUCCUGCAUUCUGUUCUGAUUAGUAACAUCAUAAAAAUACUUUUGAAAUUCCAGAGUUCAUCGUUUUCAUUCUACCUCUGUUAUACCCUAGAGCCCGUCUGGGAUGAUCCAGUGCAUAUUUCAGGUUAAUUUGACUCAUAGAACUGUUGUUGCCCAUAGUUGUCAUUUCUGAAAUCAGACAUCUGUUAACAAAGAUGGCUUUAGUUUCACUUUAUUUUAAUUAAAAGUUAUGGGGAGGAGAAAGAAAUGCCCUCUUUAUCCAUUCACAAUUCAAAAUGUCUUAUGGAAUAACAUGGGAGUUGCAGCUGUUGAAUUGUUGUUUAAACAUUAUUUCUUCCACUGGGCCUAAUGGAGUUAAUUAUGGAUCCUGCAGUUGUUUCUUUAUCGACUAUUCAAGCUGAAAACUAUACGGAGGCAUUGCAAGCUGCCUCAAGAGCAUGUCAUUAAGCUGUCUGUGUUGAUGGGGGUGAGGGGGUUUGAAUUAAGCAUAUUGCAAACCUCCCCUCCCUCCCCUGCCUUGCAAACAAGUUCCUUUUGACUUUGGCUUUUUCCCAGAGAUAAGUGGAUUCAGUGGCAGUGGCGAGGGUCUGCCCCACUGAAAGAAGGGACUGCAAGAAAAGCGUUUUCGUGACCCUGGGUUCUGGAAUUACAUUAACACGACUCCCGUGGUGGGUCCAACCAUUCUGUUUCCAGUGGAAGAGAAGCCAAUAUGCUGUCUGGACUGGCAUUUCAGAUGAAUCACUGUGCUUAAUUGCAGCUGCCAAAGCUCAAGCCAGUGAAAGAGAGUGGGGUUGGACUGGUUUCUGCAGACAAAAUGCAAAGUUUGUUUUUUGGGCCUGUUGAUGUUCCUGGUCUCUGGCGGUCAGUACAGCCACCCUUGCAAUACAGAAGGGAGUGAGGAACUGCCCUCCAAUUCUAAACAGGACAGAACUUUCUGUACCCUAUCAAGAAACCAGAAACUCUCUUUGCCAUGUUUUACUUAUAGCCUAAUAUAAGCUUAUAGACUUGCUUAUAGUAUAAACUAAAUUGAGGAAGAUUGAGAUGACUGUGCCAUCUUUAUACUCAUUUGCAGCCCCUGUCUGUAAUUCAUUUUAAUGUCUAUCUCCCCCCUGGACAAUAAGCUCUUUAUGGUCAGGGAACAUGUCUACCAACUCUGUUGUACUCUCCCAAGUGCUUUGUAUAGGGCUCUGUACGCAAUAAGCAUUUGCUAAAUACCAUUGAUUGACUUCGGUUGAUUGACUAAGGGUCUUUGGAGCCAGUGGCAGCCUUUCCCUCCCGGCAUCGCCCGCUUCUUCCCAAGGCCCGGGCCACCUUGGGGAGUCAGCAACCAGUUACCUAUGGAAACUGGUAGGAGAGACUCAGUGCUGCCUCCAUUCAAAAGAAUGAGAGCACUUAGUGUUCAAAUGUAAACCCUAAUUCCUUAAAAUGUAAAAUAAGAGUAUUUUAAAAAGUGCUAUCCUGCAACCACCUUUAUCGUAUUACCCAUUCUGUUGUAGGAGUUCCUCCAAGUUGGCUGGAUAGUCCAUGAGCUCCCUAAAUAUUGCACAGAAACGUGAGUCUUUACAUAAUCUUCAUAUCAAUUUUCUUAAUGUUGGGAGAGACCCCAUGCAUGGUGGGAGAGGGAGCUGCCUCCAUUCAAAAGAAUGAGAGGACUUAGUGUUCAAAUGGAAAACAUAAAUUCCUUAAAAUGCAAAAUAAGAGUUCUUCAAGAAAUGUUAUCCUGCAACAACCUCUAUUGUAUUACCCAUUCUGUUGUAGGAGUUCCUCCAAGUUGCCUGGAUUGUCCAUGACUUCCGUAAAUCUCACAUAGAAACGUAAGUCUUUAGCUUAAUCUUCAUAUCAGUUUUCUUAAUGUUGAGAUUGCAUUGUCAAGUGAUCAAUAUUUCGGUUGAACACGUUUCCUUUAAGGCAUUUUAUUUUCUCUUGGAAUCCACCAACACACUAGAAAAUGGGCCUGUCCCACUUGCCUGCUUUUCUUCUCUUCCCCUCCCCUACUGUUAUUAUUAAUUAUUGGCGUUGUAGUUACGUUAUUAAAUGCUAUCUAUGUGCUGAGCACUGGGCUAGAUACAAGAAAAGCAAUUGAGACCCAGUCCCUGGCCCGCAAGAGACCCAUAGGCAUAGAAAUAAGUUACAAAUAAUGAAAGCAAAUUUAAAAAUUCAACACUGCAAAAUUAAGACCAGUAUAAGUAGCAUUUGAGGGGGCAGCCCUCGGGCUCCUUCCCACUCCGGGCCACAGCCCCUGAUUAUGAAUGGUGACAACCUUCCCAGAUCGUAAAGGGCUUCUUUCCUGCAGAGGGACAGGAGGGGAAGGUGCCUCACUCCCUUGUGUCCCCAUGGACUCCCUAAUAUUGAUAUCUUUCAGCAAAGUGAUAGAGCUGUGUGAAUGAGAGAGAUAAAAUGUGGGUAGAUAGUGCCUGUGUAACAGAGAUUGUUUACGCAUGUAUGUGUGAGAUUGCAUGUGAGAGAAUGUGUGAAAAACAGAUUGUGAGAAAGUGAAUAUGUGUAAAUGAGGGGAGGGUGGGUGUAAGAAGCGGUCAGAAUUUCUGUUUACAUGAGCUAAAACUGGGCUUUCACUGUAAUCAAUACAAAUAAAUCA
Molecule: messenger RNA, 3888 nt
Organism: Tachyglossus aculeatus (Australian echidna)
Lineage: Eukaryota; Metazoa; Chordata; Mammalia; Monotremata; Tachyglossidae
Gene: NUBPL
Product: nucleotide binding protein like
Exons: 12
Coding region: 131-931 (266 amino acids)
Biological process (GO): mitochondrial respiratory chain complex I assembly; iron-sulfur cluster assembly
Cellular component (GO): mitochondrion
Molecular function (GO): ATP binding; 4 iron, 4 sulfur cluster binding; ATP-dependent FeS chaperone activity
Source: RefSeq, a predicted model, not a curated record